AUGUUCCUCGAGCGAGUCUGCCUCAUCUCCGCGGCUGUCUUCGUGGCCGUGUCCGCGGCACCAAAGAGGGUGACCAGGUCUACCGUACCCACGUGGCACGUCCCAUGCGGCGAGGACUACGACGUCGAGGUAGCCUCGUGGGAGGUCCUCGAGGAGGAGACGAUGAACAGCCUGGAGAGUCUCAGGCUGCAGCACCAGCUGUUGAUGGGCGACUACUUGAGCCGAGACUACAAUUAUCUGUACGAGAGGGUGGACUUCAGCGUGAAGAAGAAGCAAUAUAUACCCAACUGGCUGCCCGACAAAAAGGACGUGGAUCUCGUGAAGCGACUGGCCAACGCCAGUCCUCAAACGAUCGUCAACCACUUUCCGAAGCUGCACACGGACCUGCAGAAAUUCGCCGUGGCGUUCGAGCAGUUGGUGAAGGACGAGGACGACGUGAGGAAGUGGGAAGCCCUGAGAGGCACGCAAACGUACUUGAACAGCAUGCUGUGCGAAGUCGAGAGCAACAUUCUCGCGCUGCCGUCCCUGCGACUGCCGACGCGCGUGCAGCGGAGCAUCAUGAGCGAGCGCGAGCGGAUUCUGCCGGACGAGACGAACCGACUGGUCAGGGAUUGGGGAGUGAUUCUCAAGUACCAAGACUACCUGCAUGCCUGGCGGCACGUAUUCAACUAUUAGACGCGAAGCGGCAAAAAUAUUAGACUGUCGUCAGCGAGUCAUCGAUCAUUCUCGCCCAGCGAGACGACACACACACGCGCAC
Molecule: messenger RNA, 757 nt
Organism: Harpegnathos saltator (Jerdon's jumping ant)
Lineage: Eukaryota; Metazoa; Arthropoda; Insecta; Hymenoptera; Formicidae
Exons: 2
Coding region: 1-675 (224 amino acids)
Source: RefSeq, a predicted model, not a curated record